AUGGACCGAGGCAGAAGAAGAGGUCGUAUUGUUACCACCGCCACAACACCAUCGCAUUCUCGCCCGCACCCAAUGCCGAAUAAGACACCGGAUUCGGCCGGAAGGAUGCCUCUGAACAGAACAGGGACCUGGACUCCGUCGAUGGGAUCCUCGAGAAGAACGGUGAGGGGAGAAACGGCGGACCAGUUGAUGGACACGAUUGCAGGCUGUCCUGGCGCCCGGCUCACGACGGACUGUGGGUUUCGGGCCGGGGGAGAGGAGAUGGGCGGUGUCCAGCACCCCGCGGCCCGGCGUCACUGGCGAACAGCCUUCGGAUAG
This is a messenger RNA of Bursaphelenchus xylophilus (pine wood nematode), 318 nucleotides long. Lineage: Eukaryota; Metazoa; Nematoda; Chromadorea; Rhabditida; Aphelenchoididae. The record is from the annotation of a GenBank genome assembly.